Messenger RNA from Microcebus murinus (gray mouse lemur), 4427 nucleotides. It is a transcript of the gene NIBAN1, whose product is annotated as niban apoptosis regulator 1. The record is from RefSeq and is a predicted model, not a curated record. NCBI's taxonomy places the organism in Eukaryota, Metazoa, Chordata, Mammalia, Primates, Cheirogaleidae.
CCUCGCCCGCCGGGGAACGGCGCUCACUCGCGGAGCGGGCCUCGCCGUCGCGUCCACCCGGAGCGGGCCGGGCCGCCUGGGCACAGCCGCCGCGGCCAUGGGCGGCGCGGCCUCCAGCCAGCUGGACGAGGGCAAGUGCGCCUACAUCCGAGGGAAAACUGAGGCUGCUAUCAAAAACUUCAGCCCCUACUACAGUCGCCAGUACUCUGUGGCUUUCUGCAAUCAUGUGCGCAGUGAAGUAGAGCAGCAAAGAGAUUUGACGUCACAAUUUUUGAAGACCAAGCCACCAUUGGAGCCUGGAACUGUUUUGUAUGAAGCAGAGCUGUCACAGUUUGCUGAAGACAUAAGGAAAUGGAAGGACCGAUAUGUUGUGGUUAAAAAUGAUUUUGUUGUGGAGAGCUAUGAGAACAAAGAGGCCUACCAGAAAGGAGCUGCUCCUAAAAGCCGAAUUCUUCCAGCUGGGGGGAAGGUGCUAACCUCAGAAGAAGAAUAUAAUCUGUUAUCUGAUAAGCAUUUCCCAGACCCUCUGGCCUCCGGUGAGAAGGAGAACACCCAGCCCUUUGUGGCCAUGCCGAAGGAAUUCCCGGUGUACCUGUGGCAGCCCUUCCUCCGGCACGGCUACUUCUGCUUCUGCGAGGCUGCCGAGCAGAGGAGGUUCAGCGCCCUCCUGAGCGACUGCAUCCGGCACCUAAACCACGAUUACAUGAAGCAGACGACAUUUGAAGCCCAAGCCUUCUUGGAAGCCGUGCAAUUCUUCCGACAGGAGAAGGGUCACUAUGGCGCGUGGGAAAUGAUCACAGGAGAUGAAAUCCAGGUGCUGAGCAACCUGGUGAUGGAGGAGCUCCUGCCCACGCUUCAGACGGACCUGCUGCCCAAAAUGAGGGGGAAGAAGAACGACAGAAAGAGGACCUGGCUCUGUCUCCUCGAGGAGGCCUACAACCUGGUGCAGCAGCAGGUGUCGGAGGGAUUAAGUGCCUUGAAGGAAGAAUGCAGGGCUCUGACAAAGGGCCUGGAAGGCACGAUCCGUUCAGACAUGGAUCAGAUCGUGAACUCAAAGAACUUCUUAAUUGGAAAGAUCAAAGCGAUGGUGGCGCAGCCAGCAGAGAAGAGCUGCGUGGAGAGCGUGCAGCCGUUCCUGGCGUCCAUUCUGGAGGAGCUCAUGGGACCAGUGAGCUCGGGGUUCAGGGAGGUACGCGCACUCUUUGAGAAAGAAGUGGAUGAACUCAGCCAGAGCUUCCAGACCAGCAAAGACAGAGUCCAGCUAAAGGAGAAUCUAGACCGGCUUAUGAAUCUUCCACUGGAUUCUGUGAAGAUGGAACCUUGUUAUAUUAAAGUCGACCUGCUUCAGGAGCGCCUGCAGGAUCUCAAGAGCCGCUUCCGGUUCCCCCACGUUGACCUGGUGGUGCAGAGAACACAGAACUACAUGCAAGAGCUGAUGGAGAACGCAGCGUUCACUUUCGAGCAGCUGCUUGCCCCGCAUCUCCAAGGAGAGGAUUCCAAAGCCGCAGCCGCCAUCGAGAAGGUUAAGCUCCGAGUCUUAAAGCAAUAUGAUUAUGACAGCAGCACCAUCCGGAAGAAGAUAUUUCAAGAGGCGCUGGUUCAAAUCACACUUCCCACCGUGCAGAAGGCACUGGCAUCCACGUGCAAACCAGAGCUUCAGAAAUACGAGCAGUUCAUCUUUGCGGAUCACACCAACAUGAUCCACGUGGAAAAUGUCUAUGAGGAGAUUUUACACCAGAUCCUCCUUGAUGAAACCCUGAAAGUGAUAAAGGAAGCUGCGAGCCUGAAGAAACACAACUUAUUUGAAGACAACAUGGCCCUGCCCAGCGAGAGCGUGUCCAGCUUAACAGAUCUGAAAGUCCCCACGGGGUCCGGCCAGGCCAGCCCUGCCAGGGGGGCCUCUGCCGUCCCGCCGGGCGUGCUGGGCGGGGAGGCCCUGAGUAGCGAGGUCUUCCAGGAGGCGGAGGAGAAGGAGCCGGGGGCCCGGGGCGCGCCGGCCACGGGGGAAGGCCCUCCGCCCGGUGGGGCCGGGCAGGUGACUAUCUCCAGCACGGGCGGUCCCGUUGGGACUCGUGUGGCCGCAGAGGACACCGCGGGGCUCCCGGGCGCUGGCCCCUCAGAGCUGGAGUCCCGAGGGGCCCCGGAGGCCGAAGGGCGCGAGUCGGGCCCUGCCUCAGGCUCCCUGCAGGAGCUCAGGAAGCUGUUGACGGAGACGGUGGAGGUGCCCGCGGAAUCUGUCCUAGCAACUGACGAAGAUACGAACGAGGAGCCCCUCGGUCCCCAAGAAAAUGAGAAAGGAGCGGCGGAAACCCAAGUCUACACUGAGGCCCGUCAGGCGGCGGCCUCCCCUCAGGACGACCGCGAAGACGCGGAAGCCAGCGAGAGGGAGGCGCGUCCUCCUCCUGCGGAGGCCGAGGCCCCUGGCGGCGGGCUGGGGGGCUCCGCAGAGGGUCGCGGCCCCCUCGCCCCGCCGGCCUGCGCGGGGCUCCCCGAGGGUGGCCGCUGCCCAGGCCCCACGGAGGAGCCCGCAGGGGAGGCGUCCACACUGGCCGCCCCGGGGGCGGGAGAGGCCGAGAGUGCCUCGGCGGGAGAGGCCACGCUGCAGGAAGGUCGCGCGUUGGGUUCGGGCCCCGCCAGCCCCGGGGGCUGCCCGGCGUCUGAGGGACGGGCACGGGCGGGCGGGGAAGGCAGCCCCGGCCCGGCCGCCGCGGGCGCCAGCACAGAGGCGACCCCUGCCGCCCGCGCCCACGAGUGCCAGUGGGUGGUGGAGGACGCCGCCGCCCUCGAGUCUCCGGACGGGGACGGGAAGGAGGGAGCAGGCGCUCAGGAGAGCUCCCCAGAGCAGCCCUCCGAGUAGCGAAAGGGACGUUUGGCAGAAGUCUUUCUUUGGCAAAGCCAAUCAAAGGGUUACAGUGAUGGCCACACUUAGGGGUUGCGUGUGAGUUGUUACCAAAAAUUAAAAAAAAAAAGAUGUAUUAAUUAUUUCCUUAAUUUGAAAACUAAAAGCAGAGGAAAUGCACGCAGGGCGAGGCAAACCUUUGUGGAAUCUAACUGUCCUACCAUGCAUUGUUGCUUAAGUGUUUCAACAGGAAUUACAAAGGCAACGUCCAGCUUGGGCUGAGGGAGCCAGGGGUGUCUGAGGGGGAGUGGUAUCGCAGUGAAGACUGAGAAAGCAGUAAGAGCACGGUUUUCGAUACACUCUGCACAUUUCCGUGGUGCAAUAUUCUUAUGCACUUUAAGGCUUUUUAAUUUCGUAUAUGAAUACAAAUGUAUACUGCAACUCUAGCUGCACCAUCUACUAUGCCAACUUCACCGUCUCUUAAGAACUCAGCAUUUGUCCGCAGCCAGGCUGCACGAAAGAGGAGUUCAUGAGCAGUCACCCCUGCCGGGCACAGCCACACAGGGCCAAGUGUGCCCCACAGAUCCAGUGAAAAGCUGAACAGAAAUGGAGGGAGGAAGGUGUGGGCUGUGGGGUUGUCUGGCUUGUUACUAAUCCUGCUAUCACUUUCUUAUUAAUUAAUCUUGUUGAUUCGUAGGAAUUAAUCACCUUUUAAGAAAAUUCAGAUGAGGCAAGAAAAUCUCACUGGUGUGUGUGAGAGUGACAGCAUUCCAAAUUAGCCUUCCACUGUUAAGCAAAGGGCUUAACUAAGUUGUCAGGCUUAAAACCUGCCAGUUAAACAAACAUUGUUUGAACAGCCACUGCAUGCCACGUACUGUAUUGGGCUUAGGAAUUAAAAAAAAAAAAAAGAUAAGGUGCUUGUUCUAGUGCGCAUUAAAAGGCCCCAGGGAAUUUGAUCUAGAAGAGGAAACAUGCUAAUUUUCAAACUAUGACAGCUUUCUUUCUUUCCAUUCAAACAGUCCUGAUUCCUUCCCAGAAGGGAAUGAAAUGAAUAAAUAAGUAAAUGGAUUAUGACAAAGCCAAGGUAUAUACCAUCAAGUUCCAAAAUUGUUACCAAAAAUAGAAAUCAUUUGUUUGGUCAUUCAGCAAGUUAAUUGAGUCCCUGUCAGGUACCAAUCUCUAGGGAUACCAUAGCGAGAAAGACUCUGUUCUUUCCCCCUGGAACUUACAUGCUAAUGGAAAUAGACACAAAUACAUCUUCCAAAUUGAUCAUGACCUAUAACCAUUAAUGUUAAAGACAAAAUGGACUUACUUGUAGAAGAUGAAGAAGAGUGUUCUAUUUAUUAUGCUUCAGAAAAAUACCAGAUUAUUUCCCCAAAUUUUCAGUCCCAGGUACUGCAUCUUGAAGUUUCUUUCCACAGAUAUUAAUAUUACAUCCCAACAUAUUGUCCUAAGAGUUUGUUUUUAUCAUCACCAUCCAGUAAGUUUAUAUCAGUGCUUUAGAGAAUUUGCCCCAUAAUUCAACCAUUGAACAAGGAAUUAUAAUAUUGUCCUCCCCACCCCAUGAAGAAUUUUUUGAUUUCUAGGU